AUGGGCGUGCCGCACACGCCACCGGACGCUGCGGGCGGGGCACUACCCAGCAAGACGGGUCUGCAGCACUCGGAGUUUGGGUUGUGCAAGAAUGAAGCGUACAGAUGGACGUCCAAGUACGAUGAGAGCCGCUUGGAAGUGUCCGAGGAAGACAGCCCAAGCUACUUGACAGUGUUAUCGACGUACUUGACAUAUAUUGUGCUGAUUCUGUAUGGGCACUUGCGUGACUUUUUGGGUCGACGCUUCUAUCCGCAGGAUUUCUCUCAUUUGCAGGAGAACAAUGGAUAUGCAGCGCUCAACUCGGACUUUGACAGCUUCUUUACGCGUCGCCUCAAGAUGCGGAUCGAUGACUGCUUUGAGCGGCCUGUGACAGGAGUAUGUGGCCGCACUGUGAUGACGCUCGAGCGCAUCACACGCAACUACAAUCGCACUUUUGAGCUCACAGGCAAUACGCGGCGCGCACUGAACAUUAGCGCGUACAAUUAUCUGGGUUUUGCACAGUCGCACGGCGAAUGUGCGGACAACGUGGACAUUGGACUGAGUCUGUAUGGACUAUCAAGCGGUGGCACGCGUCUAGGUGCUGGAAUGCUGGAUUUGCAGCGGCAGGGAGAGAGAAUGGUUGCUCGGUAUCUGAACCAAGAGGAUGCUAUGCUGAUUAGCAUGGGCUUCGCUACGAACAGUACUACGAUCCCAGCUAUUGCAGGCCCAGGCACGCUCAUUCUUUCUGAUGAACUCAAUCACACAUCGCUGCGGGCUGGUGUGCGGAUGAGCGGUGCAAGUAUCCGAACGUUCAAACAUGGGAGCAUCGACGCAUUGGAAUCGCUCCUGCGUGAGUGCAUUAGCCAGGGGCUUCCGCGAACGCAUAGGCCAUGGAAGAAGAUUGUGCUGCUCAUCGAGGGGCUGUAUUCGAUGGAAGGCACAAUUGUUGACUUGCCACGAGUGCUGGAGCUUAAGAAGAAGUAUAAGUUCUACUUGUAUGUGGACGAGGCGCAUUCGAUCGGGGCGCUUGGACCUCAUGGCGGAGGGGUGUGUGACUACUUCGGUGUAGAUCCUUCGCUAGUGGACAUACACAUGGGUACGUUUACGAAAUCAUUUGGCGCUGUCGGUGGGUACGUGGCUGGAAAGAAAGAGAUCAUCGACAGCAUCCGGCGAUACAACUAUUCGAACGUGUUUGGUGAGACGAUGGCCCCACCGGUGCUAAUCCAGAUUAUGUCGACACUUGCCACUAUCAUGAGUGUCGGCAAGAUACCGGACGGGCGCGCCCUGCUCCCACCGUGGAUGCAAUUUUCCGAGCCGUUCUUGGCUGGUGUGGAAGGCCGGCAUCGUCUAGAGCGCUUGGCAUUCAAUGCACGCUAUCUGAACCACGGGCUUCGGAAGCUCGGGUUCAUUAUUUGGGGCAGCCGCGACAGCCCCGUGGUGCCGCUCUUGCUGUUCCAACCCGGCAAGAUGAAGUUGUUUUCGUCUUUCAUGCUGGAUCGCGGACUGGCCUUACCGCCGUCGCAGCGGUGGAAGACGGAAGAUGAUGCAUGGAAUACCGCGACACUCGAGACACCCAAUUUGUCUCAUACUGGUCCACAUGGCGUGCGCCGACGUCCACCGAUUGUUGUGGUGGUUGUUGCAUACCCCGCUACGCCACUAAUUUCGACGCGAGUGCGCUUCUGUGUGAGUGCUGCGCACACAAAAGAAGACAUCGAUGACGUGCUGGUUGCCUGCGACGAGAUUGGCUCGGCCAUUUGCCUGAAGUAUACAGAUGGCGGCCCUGGUGGACGCUGGUCCAUCGACAAAAUUCUUUCUCAUGCUACGGACCUGGUAGCAUGGAACGGUAUAGACCCCCUUCCUGAGCCCAAGGACUAA
This is a messenger RNA of Malassezia globosa CBS 7966, 1854 nucleotides long. RefSeq lists its product as uncharacterized. Gene Ontology annotation, cellular component: serine palmitoyltransferase complex. The transcript has a single exon. The record is from RefSeq and is a predicted model, not a curated record. Gene Ontology annotation, molecular function: serine C-palmitoyltransferase activity; pyridoxal phosphate binding. Gene Ontology annotation, biological process: ceramide biosynthetic process; sphingosine biosynthetic process. NCBI's taxonomy places the organism in Eukaryota, Fungi, Basidiomycota, Malasseziomycetes, Malasseziales, Malasseziaceae. Bases 1 to 1854 code for a protein of 617 amino acids.